AGCAUAACUCACAAGUCAUAAGUCACAACGGAUGAGUGAGUGUUAGUUGUGUGGAGUGUUUAUCUAGAUCUAUUGAUUGAUCGAUCUUAUCUUAUCAACCAAAUUUGGUUAUGGUUCACAAUAUGGGCGAUACACCCAACCCCAACCCCACCGAUCAAUCUACGAAAGACACCGAUACCAACACCAACACCAACACCAACACCGACACCAACACCCAAAAACAACAACCCAAUAACAACCUUAACAACAAUAAUAAAGAACAGGAUGUCUCCGCUGCAGAACUCGUCGACGGAAAUUUUGUGAAUGAGGAUUUAUCAUUCGAUGAUAAUAUCCAUGAUCAUGGUGAUCGCGGUAAUGAUGAGGAAACUCAGCACUUGGAUCAUGAUAAGGGACUAACCUCGAGUACGAAACUCAUUACCGAGAGGGAUAAAUCUGCCGUGUGUGGGCUUCUUGCUUUGGGUGGUGAAUCUAUUUCAACUUUACCUUUACCUAUUCCUGUUCCAGAUACAACACGCAUUUCUCAAUCAUCAUUGUUGAUCGGGAAUGAGAAUCCACCAAUCCCUACACAGACAGAAGUCAUCACUGAGGACGAGAAGAUUCAACUCCUAUGUAACUAUCGAUAUAAGGUUGCUCUCUGGCUCGAUAUAUACGACCUCUCCCACCCCUUCGGUAUCUCCGCCGUUCAAAUGGCCAUGAAAUCGGGGGCCGUGAUGGGGGCGUUGUUGGAGCUAUCUAGGGUUUGUGCCUUGAAUCAGGAUGCACACUCUACCCAGGGAGUAGAGUCAUCCAUUGAGGGCAUAUCAUCAGACUAUGAUGGUAUACUCACCACCGAGGUUGCACUGACAAUACUCCUAAGAGAAGUAAGGUACCUCGUGUCCGAUCUCUCACGCGGAUGGAAAACCAUGAGAAGAUACAACCCGAGAAUAAUAAACUCCUUGAUCCACCGGGCAUUCACCCCCGGGAUAGAAGGAUCAAUUUACUGGAUGUUUUUCCGAUUAGAUCUAAGCACCGCCCUCGCAACCAACACCCCCAUCCAAAUCCCCCUCCCCAUCCCCAAUCUCUCAACCCAACCAAACACACAAACCCCACAAGAAAAAACCCACACCCUUCUGUACCUCUGCGCCCAAGCCCUAAAGAUACACCACCAACAAAACACCCCUCCACACCACUGGCUAGAGAUCCUAAAGCACCUGGAACAAUGGUACCACCUCCGCCCCCCCGAAUUCCUCCCUAUAGUUGAUUCCCCCCACACCACGGCCUCAUUCCCAAUACUCCUCUUCGUCAACGGGGCCGGUAUCUUCACCAACCAGAUAUAUCACACCGCCAUGUUACUCUUACUAGAAUGUAAGCCACGAACUGUGCUAUCGGGGGUGCACUCAGCAUUAUGGCACGCGCAACGUCUCUGCGGAAUCGCAAUGAACAACAAUCGACAGGAAUCAUGGGAUCCGUGUCUUUUGGCCUCGUUGCUUGUCGCGGCGAGGAGGAUGAGCUUUCAGGGCCAGCGGGGGGAUAUAUUAGCUGGGUUGGAGAGGAUUAAGAAGGUGACGGGGUGGAGGGUGGAUGGGUAUUUGGCGGAGUGGGAUUUUGAUAGCGGCGGUAGUUAGUUAGGUUACUGUGUAGAGCUAUGUACCUGUACACCCCAAGCGAUUUCCAAAUCUCGUAUCCGCCAACAAGUCCCCCAGCCUGUUUCGUUCUCGAUGUUCUGGAUUAACUGGAUGAUUUGUUCGUGUUCGGACGGAUGGCUGAACAGUUGUCCUGCUAUCCAGAGCGGCUGGAUCGAGUUGUUCAGACAUCCUUGGUGUGGGUUUGUUAGGGAUAUACCGCAUAUGUGACGGGCGU
This is a messenger RNA of Aspergillus sclerotioniger CBS 115572, 1839 nucleotides long. RefSeq lists its product as uncharacterized. NCBI's taxonomy places the organism in Eukaryota, Fungi, Ascomycota, Eurotiomycetes, Eurotiales, Aspergillaceae. The transcript is spliced from 5 exons. The record is from RefSeq and is a predicted model, not a curated record. Gene Ontology annotation, molecular function: transcription cis-regulatory region binding; DNA-binding transcription factor activity. The coding region runs from base 111 to 1604 and encodes 497 amino acids. Gene Ontology annotation, biological process: positive regulation of transcription by RNA polymerase II. Gene Ontology annotation, cellular component: nucleus.